AUGCGAUGGCUUCUUGGUAUGAUAAGAGUUGCCUGCUGGGGAGGCCAGAGUUCUGACGGAUUGAGUUGGGCGGUGUAUUCUGCCGUUUUGUGGAGGCGAAAGUCACUUGGAGCUUCAGAGCUUCGAUAUCCGCAAAAGGUCACAUCUCGAGACGAAAAGACAGCAAUAGGACUUCCUCGACCGCCUUUCUCUGCUCGAAUUGACUAUUGGUCACCAACUUGCAUACCUCCGCAAAUCAACCACAAACACAACCCCUCCCCUCCCAAUUCAAUCCAGCAUAACAAUACCCAUAUCGUCCUCGAAAUGGGCCUCUUCACCUCCUCCACCCCCUCCCUCCCCCCACCUAAACUCGCCCCCGACGGCACCCCCAUCGCGCCGGACCGCACGCAGCGCGCGAAAUGCUGGGAGGCGCGCGACGCCUACUUCAGCUGCCUCGACAAGAACAACAUCAUCGACAGCUUGGGCGCCGACAAGUCGAAAGCGGAUAAGGCGUGUGCGGUUGAGGGGCGAGGGUUUGAGGGAAACUGCGCGAGCAGUUGGGUGACGUAUUUUAAGAAGAGGAGGGUGAUGGAGUGGCAGAGGGAGAAGACGCUGGAGAAGUUGACGACGGAGGGGGCGGUCAAGAUGCCGGGGGAGUUGGCGCCGCCGAAGGCGCCGGGGAGGAAUUGAGAGGUUUGGAGAUUAGAGCAGAAGGUAUGUUUGGGA
Messenger RNA from Cadophora gregata, 705 nucleotides. RefSeq lists its product as uncharacterized. NCBI's taxonomy places the organism in Eukaryota, Fungi, Ascomycota, Leotiomycetes, Helotiales, Ploettnerulaceae. Gene Ontology annotation, biological process: mitochondrial respiratory chain complex IV assembly. Gene Ontology annotation, cellular component: respiratory chain complex IV; mitochondrial intermembrane space; mitochondrion. The record is from RefSeq and is a predicted model, not a curated record. The transcript has 2 exons. The coding region runs from base 1 to 669 and encodes 222 amino acids.